Messenger RNA from Tricharina praecox, 1907 nucleotides. Its product is annotated as subtilisin-related protease. The record is from RefSeq and is a predicted model, not a curated record. The coding region runs from base 368 to 1678 and encodes 436 amino acids. Gene Ontology annotation, molecular function: serine-type endopeptidase activity. NCBI's taxonomy places the organism in Eukaryota, Fungi, Ascomycota, Pezizomycetes, Pezizales, Pyronemataceae. The transcript has 2 exons. Gene Ontology annotation, biological process: proteolysis.
CCGGGUCGAGCCGUGUUGGUGAAAGCGCCGGGGGUCUGGUAGGUUGACUGACUGGCCCAUCAACGCGUUCGAUGCCUCACUUCCACUACAUACAACAUUCUGCGAGCACAGGAGAACUGCAAUGCUAUAAAGCAUUGCCGGCCCCACGACAUGAUUAUGCUUCUUUUCAUCACACAACACAACCAGCACAGCACAGUACAGCGUUCGGGAUCUGGAUCCUCACACAAUCUUUCACGGCAGCAGCAGUAGUACCACAGAACUUCACUCUUUUUUAAAGUAGCAGAAAGCCAGCCUUUCUCUUCUCUUCCAUCUUUACACUACUGCUAUAUUCCUUCCUUUAUAACCACUCCAACCGUCCAUUCCCACAAUGGUUUCUUUCCGUUCCAUCAUCGCCGUGGCUGCGGCCAUUCUCCCGUUCGUCGCUGCCCUGCCAGCUCCCAUAGCUCCUCUUUCCACCGGCGAUUUCACCAUCAAGGCCGGUUCGAUCGUGCAGGACAACUACAUCAUUAUCCUGAAGGACGAGGUCACGGCUACUCAGUUCGAGGAGCACAAGGUCUGGGCUACCAGUCUCCAUCAUAGACGUCUCACCCGCCGUGACGACACAAGCUUGACCGGUAUCAAGUACAACUACCACUUCGGAAAGCUCACGGGAUAUUCCGGAGCUUUCGACUCGGUCACGAUCGAAGAGAUCAAAGCAAGGGAUGACGUCAAGAUGGUCGAGGAAGACAAGGUCGUGGUUGCCUACAACUUGGUGGAACAGCGCAGAGCCCCCUGGGGAAUUGCACGUAUCUCGCAUGAGUCCGCAUCCGCCAGCGACAACAGCUCCACCACCUCCUACGUGUACGACUCCUCUGCGGGAGAAGGCGUCACCGCUUAUGUCAUCGACACUGGUGUGAACAUCGAUCACAAGGAAUUCGAGGGCCGCGCUGAGUUCGGCACCAACACUGCUGGUGGAUCCGACGAGGACGGCCAGGGCCACGGCACUCACGUUGCUGGCACCAUCGCCGGAAAGACUUUCGGUGUUGCCAAGAAGGCGACCAUCGUCGCGGUCAAGGUUCUCGGUGACGAUGGAUCUGGUACCAACUCUGGUGUCAUCGCCGGUGUCCAAUGGGUUGCCGAGGAUGCCUCCAAGAGGGGCGGCAAGGCCGUCGCCAACAUGUCUCUGGGAGGAACUUUCUCUGCUGCUUUGAACGAGGUUGUCGGCGCCGCCAUCGAAUCCGGUAUUACCUUCGGUGUUGCUGCCGGUAACGAGAACGCCGAUGCCGCCGACUCAUCCCCAGCCUCCGUCUCUACCGCCAUCACCGUUGGUGCCACCGAUCCCGAUGACAGCCGUGCCGUGUACUCCAACUUCGGUGCCAGCGUUGACAUCUUCGCCCCCGGCACCGACAUCGAGUCGGCCUGGAUCGGCAGCACCACCGCGACUAACACCAUUUCCGGUACCUCGAUGGCCUGCCCUCACAUCGUCGGACUCGCUGCUUACCUCAUCUCUCUCGAGGGUCUCGAUUCCCCGGCCGCCGUUGUCAAGCGCAUGAAGGCACUGUCGAUCGCCGGUAUCGUCACCAACCCUGGUCUGGACACUAUCGACAACUUGGCCUACAAUGGCGCCGAGGGACUCGCUGGUAACUCCACGCUCCCCAGCCUCCCCUUCCGCAGGAGGUCUCUGUACACCAGAUACUAGAUAUUUAGAUCCAUGCGAGCGAAUGUUUGUGUUUCAUGCUUUUUCGUUAUGGGGAUCAUUUAAUCCUCGGGCAGGAUUGGGCUUUCUUUGGCGUAUAUACCAUAUUAUACUAUACUUUGCUAUAAAUAUAAGGGGACGAGGAGAGGAGUAGAGGGAUCUGGGAGGGUGGAUGUAUGUAGCUAUCGAUGUCUGAGUUAGAGAUACAUUAUUAUGACAGGUCAUAUAUUAC